AUGUCGGCAUCCGAGCCUAAUCUCCUCAAGGUGCGCUUGAAACAGCGCGUGAUGGAACGUAGAUGUAGCCCAAUGAGUAAAAGACUUCCCCCAUCGCUCAAAAAGAAACUCCUAAGCUCCUGCUUGCCACCCAGCGACUCGCCCCCACAGGAGCCCCCCAAGGAGCUGAGUCCCCCCUGCGAAUCCGAGGAGUACCAGCGGCACAUGCUCUUCAGCAGCCCGUCGAUGCCCAACAUUUCCCUAGCCGCUCACCACGUCCUUUCGCCGGACCUCUCCGAGGCCGCCGUCAGGGCGGCCUGCACCGCCAGGCUGGGCAUGCCGCUAACGGGCCAGAUGCUGCCCGGUACCCUGCCGUUUUACCCCUCGCUGCCCGCCAUUGAGAGCGAGCACGAGGAGACGCCCUUGGACACCAUCAGCGAGCUGCAGGAGCCCCAAACGAGGGGAGUCAUCAGGCCGUUAGGGAGGACGCAAUCUUCACCGCUACCUCUGGGACACCCCCUGCUGGGGGGUCCGCCCCCGCCAGACCACCAGCCCCCGCAGCCGCCGCCCGAGGAGCAGGAGCAGAGAGAUUUGGAACUGAGGGCCAAUGAGUCGAGGAG
This is a messenger RNA of Anoplophora glabripennis (Asian longhorned beetle), 599 nucleotides long. Its product is annotated as histone deacetylase 5-like. Lineage: Eukaryota; Metazoa; Arthropoda; Insecta; Coleoptera; Cerambycidae. The annotation marks the transcript as partial. The record is from RefSeq and is a predicted model, not a curated record. The transcript has 4 exons.